AUGUCGCAGCAUCCCCCCGCGCCCUCAAUAGGCGGUCCGCCUCACACCCAGCAAUGGCCUCGCUCGCAUAUUUUUCCGUCGACUUCCAUGCCAUCUUCACUUGCUCCCCAUCUACCCUUCAGUCAAGAUAUCUUAUCGGCUCAGCAGCCACAAGACAACGGCAACCAACCCUUCAACUAUAACGGCUUGACCAACCUCAAUAUGACUUCGAAUCUUCCUGGUUUAGGAGGUCCUGUAGCCGGAUUACCUCUACCACCACCGCCUUUUCCCUUCAUGGGCCCGUUCACGCCGCCACAGUUUCACCCUCAUUCGUUCCCACCCAUCCAGAUGCCUCCGUUGAGAUACCCGCCAUUGCCGAUUCCUGCAGCCAACGUCCAAGCGCCGAGUCGCCCCUCAUCGGGUGAUCUUCGUUCGCAAGCAAAUUCGAUGUCCAUGAAUGGUGCUGACUCUCGAGCCACCACAACACCGAGUACGCGGAAAGAUUAUGAUCGAGAAGAAGGUGAACUUACCGAUAUGGAAGUGGCCAUGCCGACGAGCUCAGAGAACGCAGGCUUGUCCGGAACCCGAGCCGAUGCAAGACCGUCAACUCUGAUGCAGCAAACUGGGUACGCGACUGGCACUUACAACGCUACGACAGUGGUUGAGAACAAGGAAUCCAGAAGGAGCCCCGCGGCGAAAAGUCGCGACGCGUCCACCUUGGACCUCGAAGAAGGCGAGGCAUCCUCAACUGGGUCACACAUAUCCGCCAGGGAAUCUGAGUCACCGUAUGAUCCUCCAGGUUCUGUCAACCCUGAGCCAUUUGUGUCGAACGGUGCUCUUGGCACUUCACCCCACGAAGAUAGAUCUUUCGCACUUACAAAAGAUGUGUCAGCAUCGCACGGAAGCGGGAAAUCAGUGGCACAGCUUCGAAUUCAAGCACAAGGCGCGCUUCUACGCUUAGCACCCCACAACAUUCGUUACAGUGAGUUGGUAGGAGAGGGGAUCAACCCGGCUGUACUUAGGCAGCUCUAUGAAGAAGUUGGAAUCAGAGUCCCUACACCACAGCUAGAGGGUGUAUCUCCAACUAUCAAUCCGCCUACCAAGCCCGUUGACGUGCCAGUAAAACCAACUGGUGCGGUUCUUGACUCGAGUUCGAGCAGCAAUGUUGAGAAUGGACCUGCUCCUGUGACCUUUGAUCACUCUAAACGAGAAACUGAAAUUCAAGUGGCAGCAGCGGCGGCAAACACGCCUGCCCCUGUUUCUACCUCAACUACCCAGCCCAGCACCACUGCCAAACCAUUAGAAAGAAAGGAGGUCAUUGCGCGUAUGCUUGCUGCGAAAGCUGCCAAGGUUUCCGGAACGCCUUCAACCCCUCAGACUGACUCUGCAAAAGAAGAGCCAUCAUCUGAAAGCCCGGUGUCUGCCCUCGUUGGCAAAGGCGCGCCUGCGAGUUCCGGGCGUGAAACCCCUGCUAAGGACAAGGACAUACGCACAAGAGAGAAGAAUAAGGCGAAAACUGAACUAGCCCGACAGCGAAUCGAGCAGCUCAAGAAGCAGGGUUUGGUGAGAAGUCAGCAAAAAGCGCAAAUAGAUUCUUUGCGUCAUGAAGAGGUACCGCAAAGCAACGGAAGCAGCCCCGCCCCCGUCUCUCAAGCAUCCCACACCCCGAUGAUUCAACAUCCAUUGCCUGAUAGACCUCCUGACCCAGAGUCCACUGCUCCCUCGCGUAUUCCUGGGCUGUUCAUGACAGACUCAUCAGAGCCGUCUGUUACACGCGUUCGUGGCUUGAUUGUUGAUUCGACGCCACAGCCCCAUGUCAAUCAACGCAAGCGUCCAAGAGCAUCUGAUUUUGACGAACCUUCACUUACACCGAAGAGGUCCCAUAACGGAGUAAACCACAAUGCUUCAGAGGAUAGACUGAUCAUUGAUAUCAGCGAUGAUGAGUUUUAUGGAGAUGACGAAAACGAGGAAAUGGAGAUCGAGCCCGCCGGGAAGACAUCGCUGGAAGGCGGCUCAGUGAGUCCUGAAGGUUUGUCCGGAACAGUUCCUUCAUCGGCCGACUUUCUUCCUCAACGGUCGGUUGCGUCAAGUCAGGGAAUAUCCGCCUCUGUUACACCCCAAAAUCACAGAAAUCAUGAUCAAGAAGACCUUCGGAAGAAGGAUCUCGAAAUACAGGCAAUGCAUCGGCGAAUCGCUGAACUUGAGCAACGGAAGAAGGCGAAGCUUGCAGCGAGUCGCACACAAUCGCCUCGUCCUUCAGAAAUAGCGGUUUCAUCUCCUGCAAUCAACCCAGCUUCAGUUGAUCAAGGACAUCAAACUACCAAUGUCAUCUCGGAGCCUGUGGCACAUAAGUUACCUCCUCAAGUGGCUCUCUUGGAGGCUGAUACCGAAGCCAUUCUUUCAGUUCCGGCAAAUAAUUCAGAUAACCCCGAUAAUCUUUCAUCGGAAUCAAUCGCGCGGAUUUCGGCCCUCAAGGACGCCGACCACCUUGACGAGAUGCGCUCUAAAUUGUUGCGUAAGAAGGAAAUUGAAUUAGGUGUUCCCGCUCUGGAUGCCGAGAUUCAAAAGUCUGAAGCCCGGCUUGCUGAAGUCAAAGUAGAAGAGCAAAACCUUCUGCGUGAUAUUGCCAAGGGGAAGGAAGGGAGACAACGACUUCUAGAGGAGCUGCAUAGUCUCAACCUGGAGUUGAAAGGUCUCACUCUAGAAGAGCUGGAAAUAGCUCAACGUACGUUGGAUGCAAAGGAACAAGUCCAAGCAUCAGACCCAGAUCCUCAAAGAGCGGCAAGGUAUGGCUCCGCGUUGCCAGACGUCCCCGCUGCCGAGGCGCGAAGUCAAGGAGCGGCAUGUCCGGUUCCAGGAUCUCCGGUUUCCCGUCUAGCAUCUGAGGCGGGACCCUCUGCUACUUCAGAUCUUUCUAUGGACGCGGAUGAGUCUGGCGAUGCUGUGGACCUUGCAAACGAUGCAGCCUCUUCUUCCCCAUCAGAAUCUAUAGGCUCCGCGAUGGAUGAGUCCGCUGAUUCCAGUGAAGACUCUGUGCCAGCCGAUCGCGAAGAGCCCAUGGAAUGCGAAACACCCACGCCGGAGCCUAGUGUGCAUGAAGCUUUGAGCGGCAUCCCAGCCACAGAUCGGAAGACUGUGGAGGACGAGAUAACUCCUGACCACGCUCUUCCGGAACGGCAGCACAUUCCGCAUGCUCCUGAGAACGCAGGGGAUGUAUUCCCCCCCAAUGCGGAUGAAGUUCAAGAACUCGAAAAACAAGUCUCUCGCGGAUCUUCCAUCUCCGACGCGUACGAGCCACCAGAGCCCGAAGCGGAUAGCAGCCCUGCCGAUUCCGUCUAUACUCCCCCUUUCAGUCCCGUUUCUCUUGCUUCCGUAAAGUCUGCAGAGGUUUCUCGGGUCGAGAGAGCUGAUAUGCCGCUAAUGGGAAAGGUUCAGGAACUGGAAGUUCAAACAAAAGCCAGCUCCCCGCAUGGGCUCUCGAAUAAUGAACCCCAGAAGGAGAAAGCUCCCAGAUUCACACCCUACAUUAGCCCAUUGAGAUGGUUCAAGGCUUACCGCUACCACCCUAGAUUCGCUGAAAAUGUCUCGGGCGGCUUUCGAUCCCUAACAUACAGCCACAACAUCGAUUCUGAUAAAUAUCUCUGUCCCUACGAAGCUACUGGCGGUGUCUGCAAUGACCGGUCAUGCGACCUCCAGCAUUUUCGUGACAUGACUCUUAGCGAUGACAAGAUCCUUGUCCAGAUGGGAUCCCUUCGAKAAGGCAAAACGCCUGAAGAGAAGGACCAAUAUAUCGCCGGGUUGAAACAAAUCAUCAAUGAAAUGCGGCGCGACAAGGUGAAAGAUUUCAAUACCGUGGCCACGGAAAUUGCUGCAUACCGUAGACGCUUCCUCCAAGAUCCAUCACGUGUCUUGCCCUUGUAG
Messenger RNA from Aspergillus pseudoviridinutans, 3900 nucleotides. RefSeq lists its product as uncharacterized. Lineage: Eukaryota; Fungi; Ascomycota; Eurotiomycetes; Eurotiales; Aspergillaceae. Gene Ontology annotation, cellular component: nucleus; exosome (RNase complex). The transcript has 5 exons. The record is from RefSeq and is a predicted model, not a curated record. The coding region runs from base 1 to 3900 and encodes 1299 amino acids.